Molecule: messenger RNA, 9211 nt
Organism: Pecten maximus
Lineage: Eukaryota; Metazoa; Mollusca; Bivalvia; Pectinida; Pectinidae
Product: E3 ubiquitin-protein ligase arkadia-like
Exons: 14
Coding region: 118-3225 (1035 amino acids)
Molecular function (GO): ubiquitin protein ligase activity
Source: RefSeq, a predicted model, not a curated record
GGGAUAUUAAGUGCACCGAACCCCAAACACAAGAAAAUGGAGGAUUGAUAUUCUUCGAAAUGACAACAAAAACAACUGCUAUACGAUAACAAAAGGUGGGAGAGAAUUUCACCUGACAUGGAGUCUCCCCCAACAGAGUCGCCUCCCUUAGCUUGGCCAGCCACCCAAUUCAUCACAAAAACUGAGGAAGGAACUGUCUCGCUAAGUGAGGAUGGCAAGGGGGACAACUCUGCUUCCCCCUGUGUCAGUGGCACGCCAGUCACUACAGAGUCUGUAGAAGCUCAGGCAGAGGCCCUGGUAGAACAAACCAUAGCUCUGACAGGAACUCCAGAUGCCUGGGGUCCAGAAGAAGUUGAGGUUGUUUCCAUGGAUACCAGUUCAUCAGCUCCCACCCCAGUACCAGGUGUGUGUGACCCGGUGACCUCUUCUGACCCUGACAUCCUGGUGGAGGGCGCAUCGCCUCUGUUCCUAGGGGAGAGAGCUGAACCACUGGCCGACUCCUUAGCUAACUCUCAACCUCUGUUCCUCACAGACUUGACCUCUGACCCCACUCCUCUCACAGACAACUUUCGUUCUUACAUGGACCAUCUCUCUCACUUGUCACAGGAUCAUGACAGCUGGGACUGGGAUCAAGGUCAAGGCCCAUCGCGGGGUCAUCAGGGUCAAAGGGCAUUCCCACAAGCCUCGCCCCCAAACGGGGACUCGACAGAAGCGCGAUGUAGUAAAAAAGACAAACCUAAAGCAGUGAAAAGCUCUCACAAACAGACAGAUCGCCAUGACACUAGUGACCGUGGUCGGUCAAUAGGUGAACGGUCAGACAUUAUGGACUCACUAAACCCUUACUCUCUGUUCAAUUUACCAGCGCCAGGGCCUGAACCCGUGUGGGGGCGACUGGCUUACCGGGGUCGGCGCGAUCCCGGGGAUACCUCCGGUAUGAUGAGUGCCUUCUUUCCCCCUAACCCCUCCCGUCGGGCCCAAACUCGGGGCUGUAAUCACCGGCCCCUCCCCAUCCCUCCAACAUCUGGGGCCACACAGCCCUGCGACACAUUCCCUAGUCUUCCUACCCCAGGAGCCCAGGUGGAGGGCUGGUGCUGUCGUCAUGGUGACGCAGUGUCCAUGCUCAACCAAUCCUGUAAUCACCCUGAAUGUGGUUACCAUGGUGACAUACAGCCUACAGAUCUCACCCAAUCAGGAAGGCAGCAGAUAGCUCGCUCAGACCGGUCGUCUUGGCACGAGCCAGUCAGAAUGACAAGGUCAGGAGAACCUAGGCCAAAACCCAGACAAGUGUCUAAGACAUUAACAACAAUCCCCAGUGAUACGAAUGAAGAAGUUGAGUGUCACAAUUCCCGACAAGACAUGGAUCGCCACAAUGAACAGGAUAUGUCAAGGGACACAACUCCUGUUCCCAGAGAGGUCACGCCAACAAGAAUCACACAAAGGGAGUAUGUGGCCCAUAUGGAGACCGAGAAUACAGAUGUCAAAAAUCCUAAUUCAGGGGAAACAGAGAAAUUGGACGACAGUAUUGACCUGACAGUACAGGAUGGCACCGCCCCCAGGGCAGAUAGUGCCACACCCACAGGCCUUGUAGUUGAAGACGUAGAACUAUCAUCAGGGUCUGAGGAUAGUGACGUGGAGGUCGUCCGGGUCGAAACAAGGAGAGGGAGAGGACGAGGUGACUCGGGUCGAGCUGCGACGGUCGUUGUGGAUCUCACAGAGUCGGAUGAUGAGAGAGGAAGCAGCCAAUCACAGGCGCCCAGUGACAGUCAGACUAGCUCUGUCUUCCCACCCUGUCUCCAUGACAGCAGACAAGUGUCGUCAGGUCACGCAGGCACCGCCGACGUACGUCCCACCAGUGAUGUGGGUCCCGACAUGUUCCAGCACAUUCCACACUUUAGGGGACAACCUCCCCCAGCCCACAUCCACAACUUUGGAAAUGGUAUCCGCAUCGCCCACAACUGUCACUCAAACGAUGGCCACGCCCCCUGUACCAAUCACUCCUGUCAGCAGCGUCGGCAUCACCACAUGGUCAACUGUCCGGACCGGUCAGCCUGUGGUUUCCAUGACCAUAGCCACUGUAGUCAUGGUACUAUUGGUCGUCAAGGAUACAGCAGAGGACACCCCCAUUACUAUUCCCAUGGAAACUGUUCCCAUAGUGGAGGAAGCAGCCAUCCCCAUGUGCAUCACCCGACCCCCCACCCCACGCCUCACCAGCCACCCCACCCGCCCCACACCCCACAUCCCCCUCGCGCCCAUAUCCAUCACCACCACUAUCACACAGCGCCCUUCACCAUGUCCCCAGGCGUCCUUCCGAUGUUGUUACCGCAGCAACCAUUUACCCCUCAGACCUUCAGCGACCUCACUGCCCACCAUAUCGAGGGACCCCCACUGUUCCAGGCUAGUAACCAUGGAAACCCUGCGUGUAUCCAGGGUACCGCUCACCCUGGUAACCCGGCCUGCAUGCAGAACUCGCCCAACCCUCUGAUGGCAUGGCCAGGACUACGACCCCAAGGCGCAACACAGGAUCAUGGGGCAACGUCAUCGGCUGGUCCUGACAUCAGGACGCCAUGCUCACAGACCCAGAUGCCUCCGGGAUCGUUGCCACAGCCCAUGAAUGGGGCUUGCCCAUUCCCACCUGGUAUUGGAGGACAGAGCCACCUCCACCUCUCCACCAUAAAUGGACCGGCCCACUUCCCUCAGCAUCACCACCUUCAUCACCACCUGCAUCACUAUCACCAUGGCAACCCAGCUGCCCCUCGGUUACAACACUUUUCAAUACCUACACUCCAUCCUGAACUCAUGUCACAAGGACCCAGUAUACAUCAGUUUUCAUUCCCUGGUCCAAUCCCAGGUUUCCAUAGAAACAUGCAAAUGAGACUUGGCAGGAUGAUGUUACAUCAUAGGCCAAUGUAUGAGGAAUUUUUAAGUCUGGAGGAAAGACUAGGAAAUAUUAAUCGUGGAGCAACGAAGGAAGUCAUUGAGCAGAAUACGCUGCCUCAUAAGUAUCACAGGAUCAAGCGAGAUGCGGACGGAGAUGAUGAACAGCCUGAGAAGUGUACCAUCUGUCUAAGUGAAUUCGAGGAGGCAGAAGAUGUCCGACGCCUGCCAUGUAUGCACUUGUUCCACAUCGAAUGUGUCGACCAAUGGCUUACCUCUAACAAGAAGUGUCCGAUAUGUCGGGUUGAUAUUGAGGCAGGGUCAAAAGGUCAAAUCUCCUCACAGAACUGAUAGAAGAUGGCUAGUCACCUGCUCAACAUUCUCUGUUCUGGUGGAAGUUUGUGGGAAAAGUUACAACAUUGUCUUGUGUUGUAUUUGUGAGAUAACAGGGUGUUAUGAGUAUGUAGGCUCCCGUGAUGGAGAAAAUUUUAAUCAUGUGAUCGCUUGCUUUAAUGUUGAUUGGACAGUUAGUCAGCACGGAGUUCAAGAGGUUAAAAACUCAGGGCUGGUUGAUAUUAAGUGGUUGAUAAAGGUCAAAACCUCAGGAAAGACAAAGGUCAAGGUCAUCAGUCAAUAUUCUCAGGACUAUUAUGGUCUGCGGGGCUGGCCUCCUGCAGUUGUCAUGGUGACCAAGGAAAAACAGCACAGGGAGAUAACUCUUCAUCCAGCUACAAUGUGUGAUGCUGAGUAAACAAAAUGCUUCCUAGAGGAUUACUAAUGCAUAUAUACAUAGUAACCAGUGCUAAAGUUAAGAUGUCAACAAAAAUUCACUGCAGCAUAAUAGAGUGAUUCUAACUUAACGGGGAAAAUAUUCCCACCUCACGCUGUCACCACAGAGAUUUGGGGCCUGUUCGUUUAUGCAGACAAACCGUAAUUUUUUUAAAUGUGAUAUUUCACUCAUAUAUCUAGACAGACCUUUAAAAGGUUAAUACAGACUUUGGAAGUCUUUGUCAAGGCUCGUCUGAAAACAAUAUAAAAUCACCAGGUCCAUCUUUAUUUCAUAAACGAACAACACCGGUCCAACUGUUCCAACCGUUUGGACGGCAAAAACGAAAACGGCAUUCGUUUUGGUUUUGUAAAGGUCUCAUACACUUAGUCGACACGUAUGGCCGUCGUGGCAAAAAUAAUUUGUACAAAGCCGCAAUCUUUUUUGCUAUCUCUCGCUGGUUCUAUAGCAAUGCUGGUGGUGUUCUGCCGUGGUUAUUUUGAUGUUAAAGGUCAGUAACUAAAGGUUGAAGGUCAGAGGUCAACAAUCAUGUGUGCUAUUAUAUUUUUAUGCCUUUUAACUUAAGACUUGUAAGAUAUGAUUAUGUGCUAUUAUUGUGCUAUUAAUGUAUUAUAUACAGUUUGUUAUAUACAAUCAUGGUCACAUGGCCUUGUCACAUGAUUUGAGUGUGAGUGUGUAUAGGUCACAUGACAGUAUGGGUAUCACAUGACCUUAGCAGCAGCGUAAUCAAUAUUGUGAUUUGUGUGAUAUUAAUGGUUUAAAAAUUUUUACAUAAAAAUUGUAUUUAAAAAUUUCACAGUACAGAGUACUGAUAUUUUAUUUAAUAUGUAUGCAAAUUGUAUUUUUUUUUCAACAAUAUUUCAAUGACAUCGAAAUUCAGGGAAAUGUUUUGAAUGAAACAUUAUGAUAUGGAUUUUCUAGUUUGCUUUUUAGCAUGGAACCCUGUUAGCAUGGCUAUUCAGACUUGUGAGUACUGUGUCAAAAUAUUUCAAAAAGUUUCAAGAGUCAAAUUUCAAAUUUUUUAAAUUGUAUUCUGACUGAUCUUUUGACACAAGGCACUGAAUGUGGCGCUGUUAUCACGAAAGUUGUCAUCGCGUCAUGGUCCUAGAUCGGAUGGCAGUGACUAACAUGGUUCCUGGCUACUCAAAGUUAAAUGUACGAGGUGUAAAGGUCUCUAAUACUAGACACAGGUGUGACAAUCAUAACGUUGCGUGACGUCACAGUGAAUUUAAAAGGGCUUGUGAGAAGGUGAGAAAGCGUCAUGUGACUGGCCGAGAGGCAGGUUUUGUGGCCCUAGAGAUGUAUGGGUAUAAACCCGGUCAGGAGACUAUCUCUGUGACCAGAGAUAAGACUUGUAUCGUGUCAGUGGUCAGUUAAUGAAUUGCCUUGUCUCUGUGGCCAAGAACAAAUCUUUAGAGACCAUUAAUCUCUAUGUGUUGUAUUUGUAUUGCCAGACACAAGACUGUAUCUCAUUUUUAUGACCUUGAUACGAGACAUGUCUCAUUUCUGGCAAGGAACAAAGCCUGUUCCAUCUUUAAGCUGGGAGUAUGCUAACCCGCCGCUAUUUACUCACUUUAUUUACUAGUCAAUUAGUAGUUUCCAAGUAUGUUGUGCUUUUGAAUGAAUUUAAGUGAAUUUGUGCAAUUUUUUAAUUGAUUUUUUAUGGAAAUAAGCUGGCUUUAUAUUAUAUACAUUAAUGUGAUUUUAUAUCUGUUAUUCCCCAAAGGCCACGAUAGACUGGUCCAGAGUGACUGUAGACUGGUCCAAUGCGUAUAUUUAGGGUUGAUGGGGUAGGCAAUGCAGCCAAAGAAAGCUUUCCAGAACUAAUAUCAUUAAACGUUUUACAUAUAUAAUCUGUGUCACAAGAAUGUUUUAACAUUGUAUCUGCAUCACCAGAAUGUUUUAGCUUUGUAAUCCGAGUCCUUACAAUGUUUAAAGUGUAGAAUUCUGGAUUUUUUUCUUCUUGUUUAUUGAAUUAAUUUUGUAAAGGACUGUGUUUUACCAAGAUCUCUGUCAGAUUGGCUUCUUAUUAUAUCCAUUUAGAGGUGCAGAAUUAGAUAUUUACAUGUGCAUGUAAACCUAAAGCCCUGCUUUAAAGGAAAUAAUACUCUCAGUUGUUUUAUUCACUCUAGAAUGUACAAUAUCUAAAAAAAAAUGAAGUCCUGAAAACUAACAAAAUUUUCUUUACCCAUUUUUCAAAUAAAUAACUACCAUAACUUCCUCAUUUCCUCAUAGAAAUCAUUAAUGAGUUUUUUUUUCAAAAUAGUGGUCGAACACUUGGAGCUUAAUACUGUGAGGAGCUAGUUUGAAUAUUGCAGUCGUCUGAAGAGUAAUGAUUUAGUGUUUUAGAUUCUAAAGACUGGAAUAAGAUUAGAAUUAUCCCUGUGUUUUUGAGAUACAGCUGUGAAUAUCUAGAAUACGCUUCAAACAUUAAGUAUAUCUGUAUCAAAUAUUUUUGUAAUUGCUUCGGAAAUGACGCUGACAAUGUAUGUAUUAUUUUGGAGGUAACAGAAAAAAUUUUGGUUGCGGGUUUUCAGUUGACAUUUGAAGAUUUCAUUAAAUCCUGAAUUCCAACAGGUGUUGAAAUAAUUCAACAUAGACUCAUCAGGCUAUUAAAUAAAAUAGUUAUAAUGAUGACUGUUAGUCAGACAAAAAAAACAUUACUCUGACUUAAAGAUGCUAUGUCCCUUACAGUUUACGCUGUUUUUCACAAAAAUGCAUAAAACGGUAUAGAAAUAUAUCUUAACCCUUUCAACCCUAAGAAACUUGAGUAGACUCUACCAUUCUUUCAUAAUUUGAAGUCCAAUAUGGUCAGUAGGGGUGAAAGGGUUAAUGAGAAAUGGUGAAAAAACAAAAAAAAACACAUCCUCAUAAUGAUUGCUUAUAUGGCAAAGAUGUAGAAAGUUACAUUAAAAAAUAAAUAGAGCAGGACUGCUAUAGAAUUUCUACAUUAAAAAAUAAAUAGAGCAGGACCUCGAUAGAAUUUCUACAUUAAAAAAUAAAUAGAGCAGGACCUCGAUAGAAUUUCUACAUUAAAAAAUAAAUAGAGCAGGACCGGGAUAGAAUUUCUUCAGGCUGUAAUUUCUAUAAUCAUUCAAUCCAUUUCAAAUCUUUUUUUUUAUAUUUUAAAGAUAAUUUAGAAGCUCAAACUUUAGGAGGGCGGUAAUAAUUGAUGUAAAGUAUGUAUGUAUCAAAAUAUACAACAGCUUGUUCUUGUCUUCAAUCGAUCAUAAAGAUUAUCAGUGAUGUAGCUCUUUAAGCAGAUUAUGUUAAGUUAUUUACACUCACAGAAUAUAUAUUAGAAUAUGUUUGCUACAACAACAGAGUGAGGAUAUUCUAUAUCAAUGCAGUAAACAAUUACCUAGUAUACAAAAUUUGCUGAGGCGUUUUCAAGUUGUUUAAAUAUCAUUUUGAAAAAAAACAACAUUUUUUUUAAUAGCCACAAGAAAUUUUACUUAUUUUUUGGACUUCAACAUCGCUUUGCCCUUUUUGAAAAUGAAAAUUUUUACCUUGGUAGGAUAUUAAGAAUUAUUUUGAAUACAAUUGAGUUUUGAAAGGAUCAGGUCCAAACAACAAGUAAUUAACUGUGGCCCAUCUCUAUGAUGGUGUGAUAGGUUCUAGUAGAGUAGUGAGUGGUGGGCAAUUUUUUUGUUAUUUAAGGCUUUACAUUUGGAGUUAACCGGCAAGGUACAUUUCACUCUCAAACAUCACACUGUGGCUGUCCCAUAGCACCAGUGAAACAUGCUGAAGAAUCAAAUAGGUUCGAGUUCAAAAACGUCAGACAUGCUUUAUCAAGGCCCAGAUUUUAUAGUCUGUCAUAUUGCGAGACACAUUAUCAGGGCCGAAAUUGAACAUUUGAGGUAUACAAUAUAUGUAUACCAAAGUUUCAGGUUUUAUCAUAUUGUCAGUAUGCCAUGUCAGGGCACAGAUUUAAUAGUGUCAGUAGUAUGCCUUGUCAGGGCCCAGAUUUGAUAUUGUCAGAAGUAUGCCUUGUCAGGGCCCAGAUUUGAUAUUGUCAGAAGUAUGCCUUGUCAGGGCCCAGAUUUGAUAUUGUCAGAAGUAUGCCUUGUCAGGGCCCAAAUUUGACAUCAGUUUUUAAUUUGUUCCAGGUGAACGCUUUUAAUUCAUGCAUUUUAUAGGGGUCUGUAUUUGGCCAGAAUUUAUAUACCUUUGCAUGAAAUACUCUAAAAGGCUAUGUUGUUUUAUUUUUCCCCAUGAAAUUUUAUACCAACAAAACAAAACAAUGUUGUGAUAUACCUAAGGGAUGUCUGCCUCUCCAUGGUAACAUCCCGAUACUUGUUUUGGACAACCACUACUUUCUUUCUCAGCCGGAUACAAUUGGACUAUUUCUGGGCCAGAUCUGGUAUAAAGACUACCCCUGGGCCUUGUCUGGUAUAGUGGGACUAUAUUUCUGGACCUUGUCAGAAAAAGUCCAGUAUAUCGGACUUGGGCCAGAAAUAGUCAAGUAUACUGUUUACUGGACAAUUUCUGAACCUGGUCUGGUAUACUUGUCAAUUUCUGAGCCUGGUAUACUUGUCAGUUUCUGAGCCUGGUAUACUGGUCAGUUUCUGAGCCUGGUAUACUGGUCAGUUUCUGAGCCUGGUAUACUUGUCAGUUUCUGAGUCUGGUAUACUGGACAAUUUCUGAGCCUGGUAUACUGGACAAUUUCUGAGCCUGGUAUACUGGUCAGUCUCUGAGCCUGGUAUACUGGUCAGUUUCUGAGUCUUGUAUACUGGUCAGUUUCUGUGCCUGGUAAACUUGACAAUUUCUGAGUCUGGUCAGGUAUACUGGUCAGUUUCUGAGCCUGGUAUACUGGACAAUUUCUGAGCCUGGUAUACUGGUCAGUCUCUGAGCCUGGUAUACUGGUCAGUUUCUGAGUCUGGUAUACUAGACAAUUUCUGAGUCUGGUAAACUGGACGAUUCCUUAGCCUGGUAAACUGGACAAUUUCUGAGUCUGGUAUACUGGUCAGUUUCUGAGUCUGGUAUACUGGUCAGUUUCUGAGCCUGGUAUACUGGUCAGUUUCUGAGCCUGGUAUACUGGUCAGUUUCUGAGCCUGGUAUACUGGUCAGUUUCUGAGUCUUGUAUACUUGACAAUUUCUGAGUCUGGUAAACUGGACAAUUUCUGAGCCUGGUAUACUGGACAAUUUCUGAGCCUGGUAUACUGGUCAGUCUCUGAGCCUGGUAUACUGGUCAGUUUCUGAGUCUUGUAUACUGGUCAGUUUCUGUGCCUGGUAAACUUGACAAUUUCUGAGUCUGGUCAGGUAUACUGGUCAGUUUCUGAGCCUGGUAUACUGGACAAUUUCUGAGUCUGGUAUACUGGUCAGUUUCUGAGCCUGGUAAAUUGGACAAUUUCUGAGCCUGGUAUACUGGUCAGUUUCUGAGCCUGGUAUACUGGUCAGUUUCUGAGCCUGGUAAAUUGGACAAUUUCUGAGCCUGGUAUACUGGUCAGUUACUGAGCCUGGUCUGGUAGCGUACAGUGGGACAUUAACUGUUUGUAUAACAAUAAUGUAUCUUGCCUUUCUGUAUUGUCAUUAAACUAUAUAGUCACA